AUGUCUGAUUCUGCUGAAACGGAACUCGAGAUGAAACACAGAAAUAAGUCAGGGGGAGGGUCAUCAUUAUCAUCACUACCAAUGAUGCAAGUAGAGGAUGAGCUACUGUCGGAUAGUAUACGCAUUCAAGAAACAUCGAAGGGUUUCCUCACGCCUGUUGUGUGGUCUAUUUUGGCAUGCGAGGCUGCGGAACGCUUUGCCUAUUUUGGAUUUCGAGCCAUUUUGGUGUUGUAUUUCAAGAAUGCCCUUCAAUUGUCUGAGACUACGGCAAUCGCCUUGUUUGCCUAUGUUGCCAGUUUGGCCUACUUUUCUCCCAUUAUUGGUGCCUUGUUGGCCGAUGGAAGUUGGGGUCGAUAUCGCACCAUCAUCCGCUUUGCGUCCCUCUAUCUCGUGGGUCUCGCUAUUCUCACCGUUGGAGCAUUCCUUCAUUCGAACUAUAAGCAGGGUGGCACUGAUUCUUCAGUAGCAACUGAACUUUCCGAGUCGGAAUUGUUUCAGAAACGAGCCACGACCUUUACUGGCUUAUUCUUUGUUUGUAUAGGAACUGGUGGCAUCAAGCCUUGUGUCAGUGCCUUUGGAGCAGAUCAAGUGGCCUCUCAGUCGAAAGGCAAUGAAUCUCAUGACGACAAUACCGAGCAUGCAGCUGACGAAGGACCAAGUUCCAGCCUUGAAGUUCAAGCAUUCUUUGCUUACUUUUACUUUUGCAUUAAUCUUGGAGCUCUAACUUCGAUAUUCUUGGUUCCAAUCGUCAAGGCGCGCUACGGCUUUGGUUUUGCCUUUUUGGCACCCACAAUUUUUCUUUUCUUUGCAUUGGUGGCAUUUUUGUCCAAACGGAAGGAGUAUGUGCACCAUGUUCCAGGACAACGAGGAUCCUUGGGGAGCAUGUUUUGGCUAUGCGGUCUACUGCUACACGAACGAAUAAAGGAAUGGUGGAGGUCCCCACAAAGUGACUAUCAAAGCAUCCAGCCAUCACCAAGAACCUCUCCGCCAAGUGUGGAGCAGAGCAAUGAGUGGACUGCCCAGCAACUAGAAGAUGCCAACCGUACACUGCAAAUUCUUCCAGUGUUGUCAAUGUUGCCUAUCUUUUGGAUGCUAUACGAUCAACAGGGUUCCGUGUGGACGCUUCAGGCAUCGCGAAUGCAUUUGACGUUUGGAAUUGAACCAGAGCAAAUGAAUGUCAUCAACCCAGUGGAAAUCUUGCUAUUUAUCCCACUCUUUGACAAGUGCAUUUAUCCAUCCAUCGAACGCUUGAUGGGUCGUCCCUUUACACAUUUGUCUCGCAUGGCUUGGGGAAUGUUGUUCUGCGCAAUUUCCUUUUUUGUGAGUGGAGUUUUAGAAUCCGUCCUUCAGGCCCAAGCGGAAGCGAACCAUGAUGAUGUUGAUUCAGAUAGCAACGGCAACGGCAACGGCAAAAGCAACAUAUCCAUUCUCUGGCAACUGCCUCAGAUCACCCUACUUUCCAUUGCCGAAAUAUUACUGUCCGUCACUGGAUACGACUUUUGCUAUUCCAACUCUUCGUCGAGUUGCAAGGCUCUCAUCAUGGCACUCUUCCUUAUGACCACGGCUGGUGGCGACUUUUUUGCGGGAAUCCUGUACAAUGGGCUCUUUCAGGAUAUGAAUCGAGCUACCGUGAUGCACGUUUGUGGUGGACUGAUGAUGUUGAACCUCCUUUUGUUUUUGCGAGUGGCCAAAUGGUGGAACCAGUGCCAAGCCGAACUUCAGAUGACGGGGACACUGCUAACAUCUAGUGGCGGUGACGAGGUAUCAAUGCAACAAGACGAAGGAAUGGGCGGUAGGAAAAGCGACGUUGAACUGACAUGA
Molecule: messenger RNA, 1821 nt
Organism: Cylindrotheca closterium
Lineage: Eukaryota; Bacillariophyta; Bacillariophyceae; Bacillariales; Bacillariaceae
Source: the annotation of a GenBank genome assembly